This is a messenger RNA of Thermochaetoides thermophila DSM 1495, 3642 nucleotides long. Its product is annotated as putative pre-mRNA splicing protein. The coding region runs from base 1 to 3642 and encodes 1213 amino acids. The record is from RefSeq and is a predicted model, not a curated record. Gene Ontology annotation, biological process: mRNA splicing, via spliceosome. NCBI's taxonomy places the organism in Eukaryota, Fungi, Ascomycota, Sordariomycetes, Sordariales, Chaetomiaceae. Gene Ontology annotation, cellular component: U2 snRNP; nucleus. The transcript has 4 exons. Gene Ontology annotation, molecular function: U2 snRNA binding; protein binding.
AUGGCGACCACGACGUCGAACAUGUUCCUGUACUCACUGACCAUCCAGCCGCCAACGACAAUCACGCAGGCGCUGCUUGGUCAGUUCUCGGGUACGAAGGAGCAGCAGAUCAUCACCGCGUCGGGCUCCCGCCUGACGCUUCUGCAGCCCGAUCCAAGGCAGGGCAAGGUCAAUACCAUUGUAUCUCAUGACAUCUUCGGCAUCAUCCGGGCAAUGGCCGCAUUUCGCCUUGCCGGCAGCCACAAAGACUACAUCAUUCUAGCCACAGACUCGGGCCGCAUUGCUAUCAUCGAGUACCUGCCAAAGGAGAACAGGUUCCAGCGUAUCCAUCUUGAGACCUUUGGCAAGUCGGGUGUCCGUCGCGUCAUCCCCGGCCAGUACCUGGCUGCCGACCCCAAGGGUCGCGCGUGCUUGAUCGCGUCAGUUGAGAAGAACAAGCUGGUCUAUGUUCUCAAUCGCAAUGCUCAGGCCGAGUUAACCAUUUCUUCGCCGCUCGAGGCUCACAAGCCCGGAGUGAUUGUUCUUUCACUUGUGGCCCUUGACGUGGGCUAUUCGAACCCUGUGUUUGCUGCUCUUGAGUACGAAUACUCUGAGGCGGACCAAGACCCCACCGGCCAAGCUGCUAAGCAGCUUGAGAUGCAGCUUGUAUACUACGAGCUUGAUCUUGGUCUGAACCACGUCGUUCGCAAGUGGUCCGAUACCGUCGACCCGACUUCGUCGCUCCUCUUUCAGGUCCCUGGCGGCAAUGAUGGUCCCAGCGGUGUUUUGGUGUGCGGUGAGGAGAACAUCACCUACCGUCACUCAAACCAGGAGGCCUUCCGCGUCCCUAUUCCGCGACGGCGCGGUGCCACCGAGGAUCCGAAUAGGAAGCGGACUAUUGUCGCAGGUGUUAUGCACAAGCUCAAGGGUAGCGCGGGCGCGUUCUUCUUCCUGCUUCAGACCGAGGACGGCGAUCUUUUCAAGGUCACUAUUGACAUGGUCGAGGAUGAGAAGGGCAACCCCACGGGCGAGGUCAAGCGCGUGAAGAUCAAGUACUUCGACACGGUUCCGAUUGCCCACAGCUUGUGUAUUUUGAAGAGCGGCUUCCUCUUCGUGGCGAGCGAGUUCGGCAACCAUCACUUCUACCAGUUCGAGAAGCUCGGUGACGAUGACGAUGAACCAGAGUUCACCAGCGAUGACUUCCCUGCGGAUUGGAACGCGCCGUAUAACCCCGUUUACUUCAAGCCGCGGCCUCUCGAGAACUUGGUUCUCGUUGAGAGCAUCGACUCGAUGAACCCCUUGGUUGGAUGCAAGGUUGCAAACUUGACUGGUGAGGAUGCGCCCCAGAUCUACGCAAUCUGCGGCAAUGGAGCACGCAGCUCGUUCCGUAUGCUCAAGCAUGGUCUUGAGGUGUCCGAGAUUGUCGCUUCUGAGCUUCCCGGAACUCCCUCCGCCGUUUGGACGACGAAGCUCACAAAGUACGACGAGUACGACGCGUACAUUGUCUUGUCGUUCACGAACGCGACCCUGGUGCUCAGUAUUGGCGAGACAGUGGAGGAGGUCAGCGAUAGCGGAUUCUUGACGACAGUGCCGACACUGGCCGUGCAGCAGAUGGGCGAGGAGGGCUUGAUUCAGAUUCACCCGAAGGGCAUCCGGCAUAUUGUCCAGGGUCGUGUCAACGAGUGGCCGGCUCCCCAGCACAGAUCAAUCGUCGCCGCAACCACCAACGAGAACCAGGUCGUCAUUGCCUUGAGCUCUGGCGAGAUUGUUUACUUCGAGAUGGAUGCCGAUGGGUCUCUUGCCGAGUACGAUGAGAAGAAGCAAAUGUCGGGCACUGUCACUUCGCUCAGCUUGGGCAAGGUGCCUGAGGGUCUACGGCGCAGCUCCUUCUUGGCCGUCGGUUGCGAUGACUGCACUGUUCGUAUCCUCAGUCUCGACCCGGAGUCGACCCUGGAAAUGAAGUCGAUCCAAGCGCUGACAGCAGCCCCGUCGUCGCUGCUCAUCAUGUCAAUGGAGGAUUCCACGGGUGGCACGACGCUCUACCUCCACAUCGGUCUGCAUUCCGGUGUCUACCUCAGGACAGUUCUCGACGAGAUCACGGGCGAACUGACGGACACCCGGCAGAAGUUCCUUGGCCCGAAGCCUACCAAGUUGUUCCAGGUUACCGUGCAGAACCAGACUUGUGUUCUGGCUCUCAGCUCGAGACCAUGGUUGGGCUACACUGCUCCUAUCACCAGGAACUUUGUCAUGACACCGCUCAGCUACACCGAGCUCGGCUAUACUUGGAGUUUUAACAGUGAGCAGUGCCAGGAGGGUAUGGUUGGCAUCCAUGCCAAUUACCUAAGGAUUUUUACUAUCGAAAAGCUUGGGCAGACUAUGAUUCAAAAGUCCUGCCCUCUUACCUACACCCCUAAGCGGCUGGUCAAGCACCCCGAGCAGCCGUACUUCUAUGUCAUCGAAGCUGAUAACAACACUCUUCCUCCAGAGCUGCGGGCUCAGCUCCUAGAGCAAUCAGGAGCUGUGAACGGUGAUGCAACCGUCCUUCCUCCGGAGGAUUUCGGGUAUCCCAAGGCAAGAGGACGAUGGGCGUCAUGCAUCGAGAUCGUGGACCCGGUCAGCGAAGAGCAACCGCGUGUGCUCAAGCGGAUUGAGCUUGAGGGUAACGAGGCGGCUGUCAGUGCAGCUGUGGUUCCUUUUGCUAGUCAAGAUGGCGAAAGCUUCCUCAUUGUCGGCACAGGCAAGGAUAUGGUCCUCAACCCCCGCGCAUCGACCGAGGGUGCUAUUCACGUUUAUCGGUUCAUCGACGACGGCAGAGACCUCGAAUUCAUCCACAAGACGAUCAUUGAGGAGCCGCCUCUCGCCUUCUGUCCGUUCCAGGGCAGACUUCUCGCUGGUAUCGGUAAGAUGCUUCGCAUCUACGACCUCGGUCUGAAACAACUACUCCGGAAGGCCCAGGCCGAAGUCUCCCCACAGCUCAUUGUGUCACUGGAUACGCGGCACAAUCGUAUCGUGGUGGGCGACGUCCAGCAUGGCAUGACAUAUGUCGUUUACAAGCCAGACAGUAAUAAGCUUAUUCCGUUUGCCGACGACACGAUUGCGCGCUGGACGACGUGCACGACGAUGGUUGACUACGAAUCUGUCGCAGGUGGCGAUAAGUUCGGCAACCUCUGGAUCGUGCGGUGCCCGGAGCGGGCCAGUCUGGAAAGCGACGAACCUGGCUCGGAGGUGCAGCUCCUGCAUGCUCGCCCUUAUCUGCACGGUGCACCCAACCGUCUGGAUCUGAUGGCGCACUUUUACCCACAGGAUCUCCCCACAAGCAUUUGUAAGACCAAUCUGGUGGUUGGUGGUCAAGACGUGCUUGUUUGGAGCGGCAUCCAGGGCACGGUUGGCGUGUUAAUCCCCUUCGUUACGCGCGAGGAUGCCGAUUUUUUCCAAAACCUGGAGAGCCAUAUGCGCGCUGAGGACCCGCCUCUGGCCGGGCGCGACCAUCUCAUCUACCGCGGCUACUAUGUGCCGGUGAAAGGUGUCAUUGAUGGUGACCUCUGCGAGAGGUUUACGCUGCUGCCCAACGAUAAAAAGCAGAUGAUUGCUGGUGAGCUGGACCGCUCGGUCCGGGAGAUCGAGCGCAAGAUUUCGGAUAUCCGCACUCGGUCUGCCUUCUAA